AUGCCACAGACACCUGAAGCCCAAGCUUUCAUCGCGCGUAUAGAGCGGCUUCCUCGCGGUGCUGGCUCGAACGAUGCUCUUGUCCAAGCACUUCAGCCGUCUUUGAACGAUGAAGCAGAGCUCCGCAAGCUGUUCACUGCCGACAAGGGCAACGCACGCCUCAAAGGCCCCUAUGUUGGCCUAGUCGAUGUCUUCGACGCACCUAGCGAUGUCCGAACGACUCGGGCACGGGUUGUUGCGAACGAAGACGAUCUGUCAGCCCGCUAUAUCCUACCUCUGUCCACUAAGCAGCGCCGCAAAGAGGGUGAAGCCGCGAUGGUGCCCGACCUAGACGAUUUCAAGAAGAACUGGGCGAUCUUCUCUGAGGGCUCUCUUUCCCAGCUCAACGACUGGAGCAACGUCGUCGUGGCCGGAGGCUCCGUUCUGGCGUGCCUCCUGCCCUUGCCUGACUCCGCGAAGACCUCCAAGCGCGCCAUGCGCAAGCACUUCCACACCAACGCGUUCCCGACGUCCGACAUCGACAUCUUUCUCUACGGGCUCACGCCAGCACAGGCCGAGGCGAAGAUGCAGGUCAUCUACGAGGCCGUGCGCGACUCAGUCCCAUGGGACGUGACAUGCAUCCGCACUACGCAUACGGUCUCGAUCCAUUCGCAGUACCCGUACCGGUCGGUUCAGAUCGUCUUGCGCCUGUACGCCUCUCCGGCGGAAAUCCUGGCUGGCUUCGACGUCGAUGCGCCGUGCUGCCUGUUCGACGGCGAGCGCGUCUGGGCAAGUCCGCGCGCGAUCGUAGCGAUGAUGCGGCAGUGCAACACCAUCGACACGACGCGCCGCUCGCCUUCCUAUGAAGUCCGCUUGACAAAGUACGCAGCGCGCGGAUUCGAAGUGGAGGUUCCCAGCCUCCGCAGGGGCGACAUCGACCCAACCAUAUUCGAACGAUCAAUCGUUCGUGUUCUAGGCUUGGGGCGGCUACUUGUGCUCGAACGCCUCGCGGACACGAACGCCAAGACAGAGUACCUUUCGGACCGACGCUCUCUUCGCGCCCGCCCUGCGGCGGUUGGAGUUUGGAGGGCCCGCCGGAAGCAGGAGAAGGGUAACCUGAAGGCCAACAUCGACCUCGGGGGUUUGCAGAUGAACGAUUAUGACGUCCAGGUCCUUCACAUCCCGUAUGGCCCUGGCUGGGACGCGAGACGUAUUGACAAGCUGGUAUACCAAACAGAUCUAGGCAUGAACUCCCCGUACAACCCCAAGAACAAGGAUCGACGUCUUCAUCGUCACCCUGCAUUCUUUGGUACUAUGGCAGAGUGUCUGGAGGACUGCUGCGAGUGCUGUGUCGAGCCCAAGAACGAUGAAGAGAAGAAGAUACAAGAGACCGAGGACGAUACUUACGUCCGCGGACGUAUUCAAUUCAUCGAAGAGAACCCUGGGCGCCAGAGCCUCUCGGGUAGCUUCAAUCCGAUAGACGAUGGCGAAUGGUCCGAGCAGGCCUACAUGGGUGCCACUGAGAGGCUCUUCAACAGCAUCGUCAUGGGAGAUCGUUCAGCAGUCGCAAAAAUCCUCGCCGAAGAGGACAUGACUGUUGACCGGCGCGACCAUGUCGGCCGCACACCCCUGCAGGUCGCUAUCCUCUCUAAGGAAGAGGAUAUCGCGUGCGACUUGGUCGACGCUGGGGCGCGCAUGACCCUGCGCCUCGUCGAUGGUCGCACGGCGCUGCACCUCGCUGCCCAGGCCGACCUACCUGUCGUCGUUCGCAGGUUACUCGAGCGUAGUGCGAUGAAUGCGGAGAAGGCUAAGGAGGAGGAGGCGGCAAAGAAGGCGCAGGAGGAGGCUCAAAAGACGCAGAAGGAAGAGACGAUGUCCGAAGAUAACUCUGGAGUAACGGGGGGAAACGAGGACGACGAGGAUGAUGAACAUGAGAGCAGUGAAGACGACUGGUCUUCCGAGGACGACUCAAACAAGGACAAGGGUGCAACGGCGCUGAAGACCGAUCACGAUGCGAGCCUGAUUCCGGAGGAUGAGGAGGACGUUCCCGACGUCGUCGACGUCAACCUCCCCGACUGGGACUACGGGUUGACGCCUCUGCACUACGCGGUCGUCUUCGGGUCGCUGUCUGUGAUGGACGAGCUGCUCGCCGCCGGGGCAGACCCGAAGCUCGCAACUCAAGCCGAUCGCCACUCAGAACCCCUCCACCCUCUCACUAUAACUACCUUCACGCGAGACGUCGAUGUCGCGUGCGCCGCUGCGAAAAAGCUGAUCGCAAGCGGCGCCAUAUCAUCCGAGGCGGACGACAACCUGUUCACAAUCUUCCACAAGAUCGUCUGCGCUAGUCGACCUGCCCUCGUUGAGACGCUCCUGAACCAUGAUCCCAAUGCCAAAGCCGUCCUGGACUCUCCCCACAUGGUGACGUAUCAGUGGCAGGCGAUGUUCCCAAUCGUCUCUGCUAUUGCGAAGGGCGACCAUACGUCCGCGGCCAUCCUCCUUGCGUACGGCGCCAAGAUCUCCCUCUCGGAGGAUCAUUUCCAGCGUGCUCGUGAGCUCAAGAAAUACACGUGGGUGCUCACGAACGCCGACUGGAGAGGGGACGUGUACUUCCCGGUCGAGGUGUCUCUCGCAUGCCUCGACGGGAUCCUGGGUCUACUCCUCGACAUCGGGGCGGAGUAUAAUGUCGACAUCCAGACGGAAUGCAACAACUCGGACUCCAACACGCACAUCGCUAUUCUCGACUACGUCCGGGCAGUCAUCCCCGCUCUAGAAAGAGAAGCAGACACGUAUUUCAAAAGAGCCGAAGAGAAAGCGGAGCGCGUGAGGUUUCGCGAGCUUGCUGCCCUCCCCGGCUGGCAGGGCGCGCGGGGCACAGAGCUGCUCAAGUGGUCGGCGACGCUGCAGACGUACAAGGACGACGUCAAGGAGUUCUCGAAGAAGGCGGAGAAGUACCUCAGCAUGGUUCCGUACUUCCGCGAGGCGGAAGAGAUCCUGGUGGCCCAUGGCGCGAAGUCGACGAAGGAGAUAUUUGGGCCCGAUACCCAAGUCAAUACCAGCUUCCAUCCAAGCAAUAUGUGGGGCAUUCCGCAGUAUCCCGCUAUCGUGUCAUACCAGAAGAUGACGGGCCCUCGAUCGUUCGACGAUAUCCCCAAUCAGCUAACUAGCUCGUACGACGACCUCUUCGAGGCGUGCCGCGUUGGCGACAAUGCGAAGGUUCAAGCACUGUGCCUCCCAAAGGAGGGGAAGGGAAAGUCCAAUACAAAGCUCCUUCAGAUAACGUCUACUUUCUUGAACAAUCAGCGUGGUCCGAGUCCGCUGUCUAUCGCUUUGAACAACCGCCAAUGGGAUACCGCUCGUCUCGUCCUCGCCAUUGCCGUCGCCCAGUAUAAGCCGAAGGCUGAGAAUCAGUCGAAGUUCGUCGUGAGGAGCGUAGUUUUGGAGAUCGACGAUUCUGACCACGAUUCCGAGUGUGACAGCGAUGAGGAAGAAUCCGCACGCGAGAUCAAUUUCGUCGAUAUCGCUCACAGGCCGUCAGAGGUGCAAACCGAUGCGCCCCCCUCACGACUGCUCGAGUUAGAUGACUGGGUAUACCAUGCUAAGGAUGACAGCUGGCACUCAGGCCCCCCUCCGCUCAAGGCCGUGGUAGAGGACGACUUUGAGAUGUUUGUGCAGAUCGUCGAUCUUUACAAAGCCCUCCCCAAACCGCUCGAUAUUCCCGCCGACGCCAUCACCUGGGUCUGCAAGUUCGAUAGGCGGGCCAUGUUGGAUGAGCUCAUUCGCCGCCUAGGAGCCGGGAUCGAGCUCCCGGAGUCGCUCAACGAGUCGGAAGCCGAGGACGUCUCGCACUCGCGGCAUACACCUUCCUCAGCGAGGAUUUACAUGGGUCUCAACGUGCACGGAAAAAAGCGCAAGGACCUUGCGGAGAAGGCUAAUCCUCAUGCACCUAAAUCCACGAAGCGCUCGGAGGUCCCACUCUUGUGGAUAGCCGCGCACGCAAAUGCGGUGGGCGUCAUGCAGUACCUCGCGUCGGACCGUCCGCUUGCCGCAUAUGACUACUUUACGUCGACGAACAACGAGGAGAAGGCCAAGUACCUCCGCCGAAUUCGUGGCCAAAUUCGCGAUCGGCUUGGCUGGGCCAACAACGAGCUGAAUGAAUCUGCGGUCACCGCGGCGGUCAUCGGCGGCCACCUCAGCGCCGUCAAGGAGGUGCUUGCACUUCAGCCGGCGACGAUGCAGAACGCGCUAAUGUCCCGCAUUCACUUCGUCGGUUUCAAUCACAUCCUUGUGGCGGCGAACUGGGGUUGCCCCCCGGAGAUGUUCGAUUAUCUCCUGUCCAAUGGUGUCCCAUAUACGGAGACUGAUAUGCGCGGGUGGAACAUCUACCACAUCCUUUGUGUCCGCAACUUUGGUGGCACUUCCAAGGCUCACCUGACGCUCCUCAAGCAUGUUCUGCAGAAGCUACCCCGAGACGUCACCGCAGGCAUGCUCCUGCAGCAGUCCAAAGGCGCUCUCAACACUCCUCUUCACAUCGCUGUCAAACGGAAGUGUCUUCCGGCGGUCCGACUGCUUGUCGAGUUCGACGCUCCCAUGUUCGCGCUUCGCGACAAGUCCGGCUCGACUCCUCUACACUUUGCAGUCAAGGCCGGCCUCCAUGAGAUCGCGCGCCCCGUCGGCGACGCCGGCCCCGCGGAGGUGCUGCAUCUCGAAGACGGGGUCGGCAACACCCCCUUGGAGACCGCCACCCAGCUGUGGCUCCAGCAUCAGACUCGCACGACGUAUUCGGAGUUCCCGUACAUGGCGCCGACCGUGGACCCAUUGACGCGGGUGAUCAGGGACUAUGAGUGGGACCGCAAGCGUGUCAGGAAAUCAUCCGCAGCGGAUGUGGCGCAGCUGAAGGACACGAUCGAACGUCUCGUCGCGAACGGCCGUCUGCGGAGGGGAACGAAGCUCGCCACUGCGCUCGACGCGUUCGCUGAGACGAUGGACGACAAGGCCAAGCUGCGCGCGAAGGAGGAAGAGGAGGCGAAGAAGACUGAGAGUCUGAGCGAUCCUGAGUCGGAGGAGUUGACACCUGCCAACUGGAUGAGCGACGUCUUCAAGACGUUCGAGUACAUCGUCGGCGCGGUUGCCGCACGGCCGGCGCGUCGUGGGUUGGUCCACCUGGACGACGUCUUGCGAUCUGUGAAAGCUAGCUUGGACCGGUCCGAGAUUCAAGGCAAGAAAUACAAGAAUCACGACAAUGACGGGCUGGAGCUCGAAGCGGAGGUCGUGGAAGACGAGAACACAAAGAGACAGAAACACAGUCUCGUAGCUCACUUCCAUUUGGAGCCGACUAUGUCCCUGUUCGAGGCGGAUUGUCUGUAG
Trametes versicolor FP-101664 SS1 is the source of this 5343-nucleotide messenger RNA. RefSeq names its product ankyrin. Lineage: Eukaryota; Fungi; Basidiomycota; Agaricomycetes; Polyporales; Polyporaceae. The coding region runs from base 1 to 5343 and encodes 1780 amino acids. The record is from RefSeq and is a predicted model, not a curated record. The transcript has 12 exons. Gene Ontology annotation, molecular function: protein binding.